AUGCCCAACUAUGUGAAGUUUUUAAAGGACAUAUUGACGAAGAAGAAGAGACUUGCAGAAUUUGAAACAGUGGCUUUGACAGAAGGUUGUAGCGCAAUGUUAAAGAAUAAGAUUCCACCUAAAUUGAAAGAUUCAGGUAGCUUCACAAUUCCAAUUUCUAUUGGGGGUCGAAAUGUUGGUAAAACUCUUUGUGAUUUGGGAGUUAGUAUUAAUUUGACACCCUUGUCCAUUUUUAAAAAGUUGGGAAUUGGAGAGGCAAGACCAACUACACUCACAUUGCAAUUAGCUGACCAUUCUAUGGUGCAUUCGGAGGGAAAGAUUGAAGAUGCUCUAGUACAAGUUGACAAGUCCAUUUUUCCAGCAUAUUUUAUUAUUCUUGACUAUGAGGAAGAUGGAGACGUUCCAAUCAUCUUGGGGAGACCAUUCAUUGCCACCAGGAGGACUUUGAUAGAUGUUGAAAAAUGA
This is a messenger RNA of Humulus lupulus (European hop), 465 nucleotides long. RefSeq lists its product as uncharacterized. NCBI's taxonomy places the organism in Eukaryota, Viridiplantae, Streptophyta, Magnoliopsida, Rosales, Cannabaceae. The transcript has a single exon. Bases 1 to 465 code for a protein of 154 amino acids. The record is from RefSeq and is a predicted model, not a curated record.